AUUGUCAAUGUCAAAAAGUGAAACAGUACUGUGCAAAUGUACUGUAAUUUAUUUAUUUUUUACAUGAGGAAAACACUGUAAAUUAUAUAUUAUAACGAUAUUAUGUCCAGUGUGUAGGAUUUAUUAAGUACAACAAUGGCUUUCUUGGAGUGGCGAAAAUUUACGUUUUUCGACAUACAUAAAAAUGUCGAUAACGGAAAAGUUGCUAGCUCCUUGCAAGACACCCAUGUAACGGCAACUACAAGUGGUAAUGGUCAUGUUGUGCUGUGUGAUGUCACAGGAUGGGCCCAUCUCAUCUCCCGCUCCUGGGAGGUCACAUCGUUCAAGGCUUAUGAGUUAACUGUGACUCUGGCUCAGCAAUUAUCUCAUGACCCUUAUCUUGUUACUAUUGGGGAAGACGAAGCCGGUGUGAAUCCCCUCAUCAGAGUGUGGGACUGGUCGCGCAGUGACCGGCACGGGAACCCGACGUGCACGCGGGUGUCGCGCGCCGUGCCCUCGCACAUGCGGCCCACGCCCGCCACUGCGCUAGCCGUGCAUGAUAAUAAGAAUCUUCUAGCAGUUGGUUUCCGAGAUGGGUCAGUGUCACUGUUCCGUGGUGAUAUAGCUCGACAGCGGAGUAUGAAGAUGAAGACAUUGCCUGAUACCGGGACUAGUCCUAUAACCGGGCUGGCAUUCAAAGGAGCGGACAAGUUGUUCGCGGUGUCGCGCGCGUGCGUGAUGGUGGUGUGGCUGAGCUCGGAGCGCGUCGACGCGCUGGACGCGAAGGGCGCCGCGCCGCACUGCAGCGUGCUCGACGACAAGCAUCAGUACACCGUCGCUAAUGAGGAGGCUCUCUUCUGCUACACAACAGAAGGCCGUGGUCCGUGUUACGCGCUGAAAGGGGAAAAGGUCCGUCUCGACUGUUUCCGCAGCUACCUCGUCAUCACCACGAACGAGACCCCAAACAAGACAACCGCCUCCACCAGCACCGCACCAGCCCCAAAAUACCACCACAUCACCAUUCUAGAUAUACAGAACAAAUUCAUCGUUUUCUCAAAGACUUUUGAGGAAGUUGAUGCAGUGUUGACGGAGUGGGGAUCUUUCUAUAUCCUGACGAAGAAUAAAGAGAUUAUUUAUUUAGAGGAAAAAGAUCUGCAGUCGAAAUUGUCGCUGCUCUUCAAGAAGAAUUUGUAUGACGUAGCCAUUAAGAUUGCGAGCAGUCAGCAUUACGAUGUGGCCGGCUUGACGGAGAUUUAUAAACAGUAUGGUGAUCAUUUGUAUAGCAAAGGCGACUUAAAAGGCGCUAUUGAACAAUACGUCAAAACCAUCGGUUGGUUGGAAACAUCCUACGUGAUCCGCAAGUACUUGGAGUCCAGACACCUAGAGCCUCUCAUACAAUAUCUUGAAGAGUUGCAUAAGAAGAAGGGCUGUGCCACUGAGGACCACACGACGUUGCUACUGACGUGCUACGUCAAGAUAGAUCAACACGACCAACAGGGGAAGCUGAAGGAUUUUAUCAAUUCUAAAGAUAAAGUCAUCGAUUUCGAUGUAGAUGUCGCUAUUAAGGUAAUGCGUCAAGUAAGUAUAGACGACGCGUUAUCCCUCGCCGCGAACCACAAGCGCCACGACUGGUACCUCAAGAUGAUGAUAGAAGAUAAGAAGGACUUCCGCAAAGCAUUGGACUAUAUCGUGGAGUUGGAGUUUGAAGACGCCGAUAUGUACAUGCGGAAAUACGGACACAGGCUGAUACAACACGAGCCGGAGGAGAGUACCAAGUUCUUGAAACUACUAUGCACAGACUACAGACCUCGCAGCAAGCCCUUAGUCGACGAGAUCUCCAUGUCGGGAGGCUUCAGGGAGCCGGUGAAGGCUCUACCGGAUGACUACAUUCACAUGUUCUUAAGCAACUCGGAGAGGCUCAUAGAGUUCCUAGAACACAUGACCGCUAAGGAAAAGGAUUGUUCUAAACUUGUGUUUGAUGCACUUAUAGAACAUUAUAUACACGUGUGGGCAAAAUCACCGGAAAGCGAGAAAAAGGAUUACGAAGAAAAAGUACUGAAAGUAUUAAAGAAUCCCGAAGCGAACUACGACAAGGAUCAGACGCUGAUCAUCUGUCAGAUGCUGGGCUUCCAGGCGGGCGUGCUGUAUUUAUAUGAGGAGAAUAAACUUUGGCGGUCGCAGGUGUCGCUGCACUUGCGCAGCGGCGACGCGGAGAGCGCGCUGGCGGUGUGCCGGCGGCGCGGCGCGCUGUGCCCGCGACUGUGGCUCGACGUGCUGUGGAGCCCGCCGCCGCCGCACUGCCUGCCCGAGCUGCUCAACGUUAUAGCGAAUGAAAAGUUGCUAUCACCUAUACUAGUCAUCGAUUGUCUCGCCAGCACACCCACAUACACAUUAGGAGAUGUGAGAAAGUACCUAACAGACGUUCUGAAAUCUGAGAACGAAGUGAUCCAACGCGAGCAGCAGCUCUCGGUGAAGUACCGCGAGGAGAGCGCGCGCAUGAAGCAACAGAUCGAGACGCUGCAGCGGUCCCAGCUCGUGUUCCAGUCCUCGCGCUGUGCAGCCUGCAACAAGCAGCUGCAACUGCCCACCGUGCACUUCUUCUGCCAGCACUCCUUCCAUCAAGACUGUUUCCAGACGUACGCGGAGUCGGAGGCGGAGUGCCUCGUGUGCGCGUCCGCGCGGCGCCGCGCCGAGCCCGCGCCGCGCUCUGCGGAGGCACUGCACGCGCGGCUACACAACGAGCCGGACCCGUGAGUACUCAUCAACAUCGACCUUUUUACUCCGGGGUAAAACGCUAAUAACUUCAAGCCACGGGGGAUAUGUCGGACUCCCACCGUCUAAAAACACCCCAGGCCCCUUCACCUGCCUGAGCCAGGGCCACGGGAUUGCUUGCGCAUGCUCAGCGCAACUCUGGCCAGAUCAUCGUCGCUCUAGUUUUUUUCCCAACUGUGUUAGGGUUGGCUUCCAGUCUAACUGGGUUCAGCCAAGUACCAGUAGUGUUAUACCACAUGUAAAUAAACUUAUUAUCUCUAAAAUAGCCCUAGGUUUCAAGGACGAUCAUUCUAAAAAACUGAGCAAACAUUUAUAGAUUACAGCUAUUUCACGCUCUGAAGUUCUGUGCUUACAAACAAAACAAAGUCAUACAGCCGAAUCGAGUUCAAAACAAAAAUAAUAAUCUUAUUUCUUGUGCAAUCUGCGUCUCGCUGCUUGUGCAGCCUGCAUUUAGGUGCCUAUUACGUCGGCAUCUAGUUACCUACGCGAUCUCCCUCCA
Trichoplusia ni (cabbage looper) is the source of this 3250-nucleotide messenger RNA. It is a transcript of the gene Vps11, whose product is annotated as vacuolar protein sorting-associated protein 11 homolog. Gene Ontology annotation, biological process: organelle fusion; endosome organization; vesicle-mediated transport. The record is from RefSeq and is a predicted model, not a curated record. The transcript has 15 exons. NCBI's taxonomy places the organism in Eukaryota, Metazoa, Arthropoda, Insecta, Lepidoptera, Noctuidae. Bases 136 to 2733 code for a protein of 865 amino acids. Gene Ontology annotation, cellular component: endosome; HOPS complex. Gene Ontology annotation, molecular function: protein binding; protein-macromolecule adaptor activity.